AAGACAGUGUUUGGAGUUGCUGAAAUUAAGAAAUCUGCUUGGAUAAGUAAAGUGGCUGAUAUUAUUUGAUCUUAUACGAGACAGGUGUUACCGGAAAAAGGGAACGAAAUGUAUUAUGUAUUUCCAUCAUGAAGACUCAGCCAAUGAAUCGCACUUAAUCAGCUUAUCCUUCUGUCCUUCACAAUGACUCGAUCUUGUGAAAGUGACAGAAAACAUCUCCUAAAAGUCAGAGAUGUACACAAAGGACAAAAUGAUAAAUUGAUAUCAGAUGAACAUGUUCUAAAAUUCUUUACAAAUUUUCUGUCUAAAUUGGAGAUUGACCCAAUUGAAGAGGAAGCAAUCUAUAAUGAGAAUCUAAACAAGAUGAGAGCUCAUUUAGGUUUUGUUACAGAAAGGAAACCAAGUGUUUUACCAACUGGAGGAAUUGGUGUUUUUGUUACACAUGGCAGUAUAGAACCGGGAACUGUAGUAUCAAUGUAUCCUGGUCUGAUUUAUUCUCCUCAUGAACCAAUCCUAUUCCAGAGCCUCUUAAAUCCUUUCAUAUUUAGAUGUAUUGAUGGCAUGUUAAUUGAUGGAAAUGAUAAGAAUUUAUCGAAAUUUAUGUAUAGAUCUUGUUGUCAGAGAGACAGAAUUGGGCCAUAUUUUAUCAGUGAUAUGUCUUGGCUUACUCCUUUUCCAGUCAACCCUUUAUCAGUUGGACAGUAUGUGAACAAUCAGUCAACAGAAUAUCAAGCAAAUGUUGCCUAUCAGGAAAUUGACAUUCCAGUUGACUUCCCAUUCCAUCUACGUAAAUUUAUUCCAAAUAAUUUCUACAGUUCAUCUUUUGAAAAUGAGGAAAUCAGACAGACAAGAGUUAUAGUACUUGUAUCACUUAGACAUAUUGAAGAAGGAGAAGAACUAUUUUCAUCUUACUUCACAGUUGUUCAUUAGAAUUGGAAAUAAGCAAUCCUGAUCAGAAGUAAAAGAUGGCAGAUACACCUGAAGAUUGAGAUGUUGAAAUAAAGCUUGUAGAGAAUAAAGAUUGAAUUGUAUCAGUCAUUUAAUCAUCCACAAUUUUCUAUGGGCAACACUAAGAAAAGCAUGCUUAGUUGUAUUGAAUUGAUUAUAGAUGCAAAAUACCCAAACAGCAGCUUUAUUCACGAUAAGAUAGUAUAGUUUAUAUCUGUGAUACUGAGAUUGAUAACAGAGAGCAUUUAUCUUAUGUCCAGAACUAAGUACUAACAAGUAUAAUUCAUAUGACUUAUAAGUAGUCAGAUUAAUGCUACAGUGGUACCAAAUUAACAGUGAGGAAUGCAUGUAGUUGAUGAAGGAAGAUAACACUGAUGGAAGCUUUAAUUGUUGCAAUAACAUUUCUGUCUGUAUUAAAAUAGAAGUGAAGGUUGAAUAUAGUUGUUAUUUUUUUUUCAAUAAAAUCUUAUCAAUUAA
Molecule: messenger RNA, 1425 nt
Organism: Mytilus californianus (California mussel)
Lineage: Eukaryota; Metazoa; Mollusca; Bivalvia; Mytilida; Mytilidae
Product: SET domain-containing protein 9-like
Exons: 6
Coding region: 184-930 (248 amino acids)
Molecular function (GO): protein binding
Source: RefSeq, a predicted model, not a curated record